UGGAUUAGUGCUGCUUGCAAGCCAGGUUAUUGAUGCCAUGCAUGGGGAGUGCAGGGCUCCAAUGUGUAAAGGAGGAAUGUCAGUAUUUUAGUAGCUUUCCAGCUCCUGUACAGCUUUCAGAUGUCUGCUAAUUGAGUCUGUCAGUCAGCCUUUUAUCACUGCCAUUGCAAAGUCAUCGUUCCCCUUUGAAGACGGGCUAAACUUCAACUUAAUGAACAACUGUUUACAGAAUUGCAAUAUUUUGCACUCUUCACACAAACAGUGUAGCUCAUUUUGUGCUAAGCACUGUUAGUUAAAUAUGCCACGUCUGUUUAUAAAAAGCGGAGUUGUUAGAAUAAAUUAAGACAUGUCGCCUGAGCAAGUGCACAGCUCCUGCACUGAACUAGAAGAAGAUGAAAACGACAAUGCAGCGGAGGCGGUCUGCCCCCUCAGCCAUCAGUAAAGCCCUCAGCAGAUCCAGAACACAAAGCAGGGAUGGGCCUCUCUCCCCAGCCUCCACCAUCAACGGGUCUCUGAUCCAGGCCUUCAGUGCCCAGAACUCAGCGUUCAUCAUGGAGGAGCGGGUACAGCUCACCACAGGGCUGCAGACACAGGAGAGACACCUCUUCCUCUACAGUGACACCCUCAUUAUCGCCAAGUCAAAGUCCUCAUCCAGCCUGAAGCUGAAGGAGCAGGUGCGCGUGUGUGAGCUGUGGAUCGCAUCCUGCAUCGAUGUGGUGUCCGAGAGGAAGAUGAAUCCAGAGACCUCUUUCGUUAUUGGCUGGCCAACCACCAACUACGUGGUAACCUUGAGCUCCUCCGAAGCCAAGGGGAAGUGGCUCUCAGCUCUGCAAUGGCAAAUCAACGAAAUGAAACAGGAGGAAUACCAAAAGAAAAUAGCUCUUAAAAUCAUGCUGCUGGAUGUGGGGAACCACACUUCUUCAACAAUGACUCUGAAAGUGGGCUCGACAGACACUGCAGAGAAAGUAAUCAAACUCAGCACUCAGCAGCUUGGAAGUCCAGGCCAGCCCAGUGACUACCACCUCUGGGUAAUGUCAGGCAAGGAGGAAACCCCCUACCCCCUUAUCGGGCACGAGCUCCCCUUCAGUAUUAUCAUGAACUGCCUGAGGGACUCUGCAGACCAGCCCAGCAGGGCCAAUAACAACAUCCUGGCCCCCGACGGGGCCCUUCUCCUGGAGCAGCUCCCCUGGGAGCGCCAGUGCCAGUUUAUCCUGAAGCCCCGGCCCGUGGCGCGCAGCCACGUGAGGACAGAUUCCUUCCAGAAACACAUCAAGAGGAAGAAGUCUCUGAUAGACUGGGCCUUGCGCAGGGGGAGCAGCAGCCCAUCAGGCAGUCAACUGGGAUCUCCCACCUCACCCCGCAAGCUGUUCGGCCACUCCCUGCCCUCCAUCUGCCCCAGUGGAAAACUGCCCAAGCCCAUCAUGGACAUGCUCUGCCUCCUGUACCAUGAGGGCCCGUCCACCAUGGGCAUCUUCAGGCGCUCCGCCAACGCUAAAACCUGCAAGGAGCUGAAGGAGCGUCUGAACUCGGGCGAUGCUGUGCAGGUGGAGGGAGAGUCAGUGUUUGUGGCCGCGGCCGUCAUCACAGACUUUCUGCGCAACAUUCCUGGCAGUAUUCUCUCAGCAGCGCUGUAUCACAAGUGGAUGGAAGCAAUGGAGAGAAAUAACUCUGAAGAGAAACUAGAGGCCAUAAAAAGGCUUGUGGAGCGUCUCCCUGAAGCUAACGUCACGCUGCUUCGCUACCUGUUCGCUCUCCUGCACCACAUCGAGAGGAGGUCUGAGGAGAACCAGAUGACAGCCUUCAACCUGGCCCUGUGCAUCGCUCCCAACAUGCUGUGGCUUCCUGUCUCCACGGGGCCAGAGGAAGAGAGCAGAUCCACAAGGAAGGUUGCCAUGCUUGUUCAGCUCCUAAUUGAAAAAGCCCCUGCAAUCUUCGGGGAAGACAUUGUAUCACUCUUUAACAAACCUCACAAGGACCAGCUAAGCAGCUCAGAGGAUGCACUGGACGGGCAUUCCUUCCAGCAGCAGUACUCAUCGGAUGAAUUCGAUUCCACCUUUUCGGAACAGGAGAAGCCGAAAACACUUAACAGAAAGGAAAGGGACUCCUUCUUCCUUCCCUUAAACGAUUCAGUGCUCAAAGAAGAGAAGGAGGACUGGGGGCUGUUGGAUGAAAUGGACGCCUAUAAGAAGAAAGUCCUGAACGAAGACAGUGCUUACAGCUGCGAUAACCUGGACGAGGUGUCUUUCCGGUCCAGCGGGUCGGUCUGCUCGCUCGCCACUCUCCAGAGCAUCAGAUCGACGAGAGACCGCUGCUCCUCGGAGCCCAGCGUGUGCAUGAGCUCCCAGCUGCUGAGCAGACUGCAUGAGCCUGUAGCGCGUCAGUCUAGCUGCGAUGCUGCAAUGAUCCGAGGGCAGACCGACUGCUCCCAGUAUAUGCAAAAACUGCGGCUAGACAGCCCUAAGGUUUUGGCAGGAGACUCUAGCCCCAGGGUGAAUAACAGAACCAAACCUGGCCUGUGGAGGUCCCCACAAAUUGCCUCGAGGAUCAGGCACCUGGGGCCGCACAGGAUGAACCUGUCCAACAGGUCCAGUUUCUCCAGCCUGUCCUCCACAACCACCUCUCCUUCUGCGUCAUCCCUGAGCUCUCUGGACAGCGCCUUCUCUUACUGCUCGGACUCCUUGUUCAGCCCGGCCGAGGUCUCCUCACUGCCUCUCAUGUUUGGAACUUCCACCAGACUGCAGCCCCUUUCUCCGGAGUUUCCCAGCAAGUUCCCCAAAGAUUGGAGUAUGACCUUGCCGGCAUCUAUGGCGCGAGAACCAUGCGACUUGGAUUGGUAUGAAGAGUAUGACGAAAAAGAAGAGGAGAACAAUAAUUGCAUUAACGAGAUUGAAGAUACUGCAGGCAGUCGAGUUCCAGAAGAGGUGCAAGAGGCCUACUGUGAAAGCACUUUGAGUGUUAACAGUUACAGGAGUGCUGAGGACGAUGGAGGUGAUUCAGAACACGAGGGACGAGAGACAGAACCGAGUCAAGCGGGCGUGGGAAAGAACCAAGAGUCCAUGGAAUUGGAACCAGAGUUUUGGGCUUGUGACAGCGAGUCCAAACCACAGAGAAUAGAAACAUCAGAAAAGCACAUAGAAAUGGUUAGACCAAAAACUGGUAAAGAUAAGAUGAAGCGCACUAAGAUAACAUUCUACAUGGCUCCGGGCAAAGUAAAAAUGAAUAACCAUUCUGAGCAGAGCGAGAAAGAAAAGCCCACCAUCGUGUCAGGCUCAGGUGACGAUCCUCCAGUUAGUGCUGAACACCAAAGUCAGACUGUAAAGGUCUAUAUUCCACAGACUGUUUUUUAUGGACAGAACACUCCUCUGGUACUGCAGUCAGUGUCAACGAGGCAGAAUUCAGAGGUGCCAAACGUGCAGGUCCAAACUGAAAUGAAUGGUCCUGCAGAGGCAGCAGCGGCUAGCAUUGAACACCUGCCCACUUCAAAGACUCACAGUAAAGCAGCCAGCACAAUACGGCACACCAUUCGCAUCAUACUGCCCGCGUCAGUCAGGAACACUGUCAAGGAAUACUUUCUGCAUGGCGACGCUAAGAACUGUCACACGGACGCCAAAGCUGUGGAGAAAGAGCUGGUGAGGAGCAAAUUGGAAUGGCAAAACAGAAAACACACGAGCACGCCAAAAGAGACCCUCAGAAUGGGGUUUGGUGAAGAAUCUUUUAUCUGAGCGUGCCGAUUUUAAGUACAUUCGUGAAUUCAUAGUUGACAUGCUUUUGUUAGAUGCUGUGCAUGUAUCUGAAGUUUCAUAUGCCAUGCCGAUUCAUGCACUUAACAAAAUGAGGUAUGUGACAAAAACACUUUCACUGAUAUAUGAACUUCAGAACAGAUACCAUGAGGGUAGCUCCUUUGAUAUAUAAGCAUGUUUGAUAUUCACUAGUUAAUGCAUGUUGAAAACACUGACUUGCUUGUUCAUUUUCAUUGGACAGUGUGGCCUCUGUUUAAUAUGUACUACACUAUUCAAGAAGGGUACUUGCAGUUUCUCCAAAGGAAACUGUUUUAACAAGAGGAGUGCAUGAGUGUCAUGUUUUAAGAAACAUUAAGGAGACAUCUAGCUAAUCUGUUCUAUGGUCACAAGAGUUCCUCUGGCAAACCACAUGGAUGGUGCCCUGCUAAAUGUCCAGUCUAGUGGUGUAAGCAUAUCUGUAUGUGCCAAUAAAAGAACGCUAUUCAAAUCGAACAUCUGCAUUGAAAUAGUGAGGGACCAGGGGUAGAAGACCAGUGAGGUGAUGAGGAAGUCACGUGCUGGGAGACAGGGGUGGUUGAGAUGGGAGAGAGGGGUGAUUGAGAUGGGAGAGAGGGGUGGUUGAGAGGGGAGAGAGGGGUGGUUGAGAUGGGAGAGAUCGAUGGUUGAGAUGGGAGAGAGGGGUGGUUGAGAGGGGAGAGGGGGGUGCAGCAGGGUUGUCCAGUUACGGAGGGUAAAGCUGUAUGUUUUCAAAGAAAUGUUUGGAUGAGAUGUUUUAUCAGAAAGAUGCAAAGUUCUUUUGAAAAUAAAAUGAGUUGUGGAGCAGAUGUGGUGGUUUUGAAGAAUUAGUUUGGGAUUCAAAGUGUUUAAAACAUCAUUCAAUGAGAGUUUACAGGGCAUGAUACUGAGGGUUUUGAGCAUCGAUCUCAGAUUUAAACAGAUAUACGAGACAUGUAUACACUUCAUUACAUCGUGCUUUCUGGACAGUGUAGCGAUUAUUAAAGGGUUAAAGAUUAUAUUGUAAAGCACUCAUGACUCAUUCACAAAGCUUUAACUUUUCUUUUUUUUACUGGUGUUUUAUUUUGAAUAUUUGAUUCACCAUUUAUUAAACUGUUCUAGACUGUUGAUUUCUUUGACAACGGUCUAGAACGCUUACAUGGAUAUGAAACGUACAGUGCCCUGUGUAUGGAAUCGUCUAGGCCAGUGAACACACUGUGUUCCGCCCUGUGCCGUCAGCACCUGUGUCCAUUCCAGAGCUGUGGCUGUCAGCAGCCAAUCACUGAGAAGUUCAGAAUGAAUAUGUAAAGGAGUUCUGUAACCUUCUUUUCAAAGCUGUCACAGUUUUAAAUGUUGUUAAUUGAGUCUGUUUUAUCAUCCUUUAAAGAUGCUUCUACUUCUUCAUUGUACAUUUUGUUUAUCCAUCCUGUUUUUUUUUAAUUAAAUGCCUUCAGAUAUUCUGUUUUUUGAUUAUUUUUUUUACGACCACAAAUAAAAUAAAUAAGAAAUUGUUUGAUU
Molecule: messenger RNA, 5252 nt
Organism: Acipenser ruthenus (sterlet)
Lineage: Eukaryota; Metazoa; Chordata; Actinopteri; Acipenseriformes; Acipenseridae
Product: rho GTPase-activating protein 20-like
Exons: 15
Coding region: 393-3722 (1109 amino acids)
Biological process (GO): regulation of Rho protein signal transduction; signal transduction
Molecular function (GO): GTPase activator activity
Source: RefSeq, a predicted model, not a curated record